UAUCUUGGGUGAAAGGCAUUUUAUCAGAUAGCAUAUGAAAUUAAAUAUGCGUCUAGAACCAUAGAGAUGACUAUAUUACAAAAUACUUAGAGUGCCAUAAAUGUACAUGUUGCUUUAUGAAAGUAGAUAAGACAUGUUUCCUUGCCCCAGAAAAGAGAUCAAUAAUUGUUUACCAAAAACUUUGUGCAGUCUUUAGAGCUAAAUAAACAAAUGUUUUAUGGCCAUUCUAAAUAGCUGAUUUAUUUCUGUUUGUUGAGAAGUUCAACUAUCCAUUUAAAGGAAGCUAAUUACACAAACCUUUCUCUUAGAAGGGGGAAUUACAAGAAGUGUGUUUGAGAUAAAAAAUGGGCAAGAGAAUCCUCGAAACUAGAGAUGGAAAAAAGACCUGCUGUAUCAGGGCAUCUGGUACAUUUCGCAGUCCGUGCCUAGAGAUUCACAAAGAGAGUUAAGGUUUACAUAUGUGCCAGCAGGAAUCCAGAGUGUGAAAUAUACAGCAUUAAAAAUCAUGUGACUGCUAAAACAGCCAAUCCACAGUUGUUUCCCUAAUGUCCAAAAGCAGUUACUUGGUAUCCUCUUAGAAUAGCAGGAUCUCCUGAUUGAUUGGCUGUUGAGGAAGCUAUUGUUUCUCUUUCUGGAUUUCUGCAAAAUAAUAAAGGAAGGAAGAGAGAUGAUACUUUUUUGUACAUAUAAGUUUAAACUGAAGAUAUUAACUGUGACCAGGGGAAAGGAAUGAAACUGUUGAUGAUAAACUAAUACGGUCACUAUCAGCGGAUCUCCUCUGUAUAAUAGUGUGAUGUGGGUCUCAGAAUACCCCUAUCUUUGCUGCUUGAUACUUUCUUUUGUUCCACUUUUAUGGCUUGUGCUUAACCAUACAGCUUUCCCCAGCAGUAUGUGUUAAGUUAGACCAUCCAUUUUAAAUGGCAAUACUGUUAACAAGUGAAAGAAGUGGGGAGGGAGAGGCUUCUAGCAUCCAGACUGGAUGAUUCUAAACCCAGCCCCGUGUGCUCAUGUCAUUUCAGUUUAAUGUACAGUUGUGCGUUUAAUCCAGUCUCUGAUUCCUUUAAAUCCCCAGGCUUAGUGUUUCUGGAGUCCUGAGGGAAGGGCUUGGAGAAAUAAUAAGACGACCAGUAGUUAAACUGGGUCACUGGAUAUGAUGCUUGUAUGAACUGAUGGAGCAGAGUUGAGUUGCAUAGCUGACAGAUUAGCUGUUUGUUAUUAGAGAAUUCUCCUCAGGGGAUUAAUGGUGCACCUGCAUUACUUCCUUUAUUCACUUAAUAUGCAUUCUGGAUGAGUUCAAGGAGGUAGGAGUGGUUUGGGGCUUAAGCCCCAGACUCCCCAUAGAGAAGAGUUAGAGAACUCUGAGUCCAUCAGUGAAGCUAGUAAGAGGGGCUUUGCAGCACUAUCCUGAGAUUUGAGAAGAAGUUCAGGUGUAAAUCCAUUACAUUCAUCCCUCAGCAGAGAGAGGAGGAUUCAGUAAUUGAUGCCCAGUCUCAGUUGGCCAGUCCCUUCCUUCGCCCUUCCUCAGAACACUUGGGCUGAGGGUAGGGUUGGCAUGGUCCAGGAUCCAGUCAUUUCCCCUUUGUUCCAUUGCAGGCAUCUUUAAAUUCUGAACAGCCAAACCCUACUGUAUCCUUAAUCCUUCCUGUGCAGUAGCUGCUGACAUGGCAACCUGCCAUGUAUGUUUGUAUGUCAAUAUUUAAGUAGGUCUCAGCCAAGAGGAGGGGCAGGCUCUUAUCCAUGGGUAAUAGUCAGGUAUUUGCAUCUUGGUGAGUGUAAUGGGGUCAGUAGGACAGAACAUAAAAGAAAUGUAAGGCUUCUUACUUAGAGGAGGUGAGCUUUGUGUAGCCAUGGAGAAGUCUGGCUUAUAUAGCACUGAAAUCCAUCUCUCUCCCUGGGAACUUCACCUAGGAAGGUGAGUCUAUCAUGACAUGUUUUUGCCCCAAAGGGAGUAGCCUUCACCACGUGUGCCCUUUCUAUGAACUUUAUCUGAAUUUACAGUAGUAUCAACAUGAAACAAUGGAAUUAUAUUUUAAAUGUUCAUUCACUUCUGGGGUACAGGUUCGCUGUUCAAUUCACUCCACUCUUUCGUAAAAUCUUGGGGAAAUAAUCCCCUGCCGCCUUGAUUUAGGAUGUGGUAAGUUCUUUGAAAGGAGAGCGCAGUUUGGGCUGUUUCCACUGAAAUAGACUGUGCUGAAAUGUGUAUUUACCUCACAUGCUUUUAAAGGAAGAGUAGAAUAAAUGGUGAGUGCAGAUGAAACUUGUUUGCUCUGGCUUUUCCCUCAUCCAUGGCAAAUGUGAAGGGGGGGUGGGGUCCUUUGGAGAAUAAGAUGAAGAUCACAGCAAAGAGGAAAGCCCUGUGCGGGCUCCUUGUGUGUGGACGUCCCUGCAUGUCUGGAAUGUGAGGAGGAGGAGAAAAAGUUUGUUAGACAGCACUGUUCAUCUCCUGGCCUUUCUGUGCCAGUGCUGUAUUUUUCCCUUGUCACAGAUUCUGGAACUUGCAUGCAUGCUGAGCAUUUCUUGUGAUCUUGGUGGUGAAAAUGAUUUCCACUUUGGUUUAGUUAAGUGUUUUUAAAGGGACACUGUUGAUUUAAAUCACACUUCUGUUGAAAAUUUGCACCUGUUGUUAUUGCUAGGAACUCCUAAUAUUCCUGUCUGUGACAGAAAGGAAAUGUUUCGGCUAUUUUUCCAGGUUUUUCUUUGUGAAUUUUGACACUUUCCCCGUAUAUAGCCAAUUUCCCCUUUUCAUCUGGGUAUUUCACAUAGCAACAGAAGAGAGAGAAGCAUUGUAAAACAUAAGACAGCAUGAUUAUAAAACCACGAAAACUGGCAGGGGAUCGCAGGAGGGGAAAAGGGGUAGGCGUAGUGCCUGGAAUUACUUUUAACUCUUUUUAAAACUAAUAAGAUUGUAAUUUACUAGUGUCCCUUUAAUAUACAGUUGCAAAAAAUCAGUCUAUACCUGAUUCUUGUAACAGAUCUGUGAUAAAUAAUUUGUCUCCAAUACGUUUCUAUUAAAUGAAUUUCCUCCUGAAAGGUUCUCUCAGGCUGGCACUAAACACGGUUCCAAAUAUUGCCCCUCCCUCCCAUUUUCUCUUUUCUCCUCAGCACAAUAUAUAACAUCCUAUCCAACCUUGGGUUAAUGCAGCAACGUCCUUAUUGGCUCACUUCACGUCACUUGUGGCACUAGCAGGGUGGGCAUGCUUUGGAGAUACUAAACUGUCGUCUACCUUAGUUUUGACUUAAAACAUUAGUGUUUAACCAUUUUGCUUAAAUAUUGAACCAUAAAAUAUUUCUGGUAUUGGACUUGACACAGAAGUCAGGUAUAAGCUCAGUUCUGAUUUCUGGCUCUGGGUUCCUGUUGCUGCCAGUUUCCCUCGUUAGCAGUCCAGGUGCAGCCAAGAGAUACAGGAAUGCCAGUUUUUAGUCAACAGCUUUCAGAUAUAAUUUGCAGUGUGGAAGAGAACUUCUGACCCUAUGAAUAUUCCAAAAGCUGUGCCAGACAAAAUGGGCAUGCAGCCUUCAAGACUGCAAAAAUCCCUCUUGCCCUCAUGGUACUGGUAGUUUGGCUUCUGCGUUCUGCUGGAUGUAAAAAUUGUCGAAGUACUGCACACUGUAUAAAGCAUCUAUUGAACUUCUGCAGAGCCUGUUUCUCAAGCUGGCGGUGAAACUUUUGUUUCAUUGCAGGGAAGUAUAUCUGUAAAGGAAGGCUCUUUCCCUUUUUCUGUCUCGGCCCGCUCCCUUGCCGGACAGUGUGGGAUGGAAAGGGUAUUUCUGAGAUGGGUGUUGGUCUCUAACUAGACUGUAUGAGAUAGAAAAGCUGUUCCCUCCCUUUCCUCUCCUCUGUUCCCAGGCUGGAUGGUGUGAGAAGGAAAGGGUCUUCUGGCAGAGUGAGUGUUUGCAUACACAUCUGCUUGCUCAGUAGCCCAGAACUGAUCUAGCUGCAGUUACUGCAGUGCAGAAUUGAAGCAAUGAGUUAUCUCCCUCCUCCUCUUCUCCGCCAUUCCUCCUCCUCCUCCCAGCCUCGCAUUCAGGCUGGCUCUUGGGAUAACUGUGCAUGGCUAGCGAGCUGCAGUUCUGAUAAUAGUGCAUUAGUUCCUAGCAGCCUGAGACUGCAGGGUGUUUGUUUGGGAGUUGAGCUUCGAUGGCAAACUUGGCUAGAGAGGAGCAGGGGCUGCUUGUAGGCACAGGUUGCUUUUAACUCGCACAAAGCUGCUUUUGUAGAGGGUUGCUGAAGUGUGACACAAUGCCUGUUUGUUUGCAAUAGCUGGGAACCUCAUAGCCGAGUUGCAAGUGGGAAAGAGACAGAGAGGGAAGCCGGAGACAAACCAGCGGGGGAAUUAGGAGCUGUGACGUCGUGUCCUCCCUCCUGUGCUGAAGUGAGCAAGGGAAGGGGAGGUAGAGGAAAAAAGAGAGAGACUGAGACUUACGACCGACCGCCAUCCUGAUGAUGUGUCAGUCAAAUACCCUGCAGGGACCAGAUCUGCACACAGGGAAAUGGUGAGAUGCUGUAAAGCUUUAUCUAACCCUCCUCCCUCUUGCUACAACCUUCGCAAAGUUAAAAUUCAUGUCCGAAGGCUACGUUCAGGGAACAGCGGCAGCUGUGCCGGAGAGCAGCACCCGCAACUGGACAGUCCAGGCCCAGCUGGCUCUGCUGGGGGCACACCAAAUAGGAGAGCCCGUUUCAGGUUGCAAUUCCCCCAGCUGGCCCUGAGGCGGAGGUUGGGCCAGCUGAGCUGUAUGUCUAGGCCUGCUCUGAAACUCCGUUCUUGGCCUCUGACUAUUCUCUAUUAUCUUCUGCCUUUCGGUGCUCUUAAACCCUUGACCAGAGUGGGAUGGAGGCCUAUGAGCAGGGUUUCUCUGUACAAAUCGGUACCAACACGACUGCUUUCACGAGCCUGGGGUCGUUUGAACCAGGUCGAGCUGCCCACCUGGCUCCGGAAGCCUGUCUACAGCCUGUACAUCUGGACAUUUGGAGUGAACAUGAAGGAAGCAGCUGUCGAAGAUCUUCAUCACUAUAGAAACCUCAGCGAGUUCUUCCGCAGGAAGCUGAAGCCCCAGUCCCGGCCAGUCUGCUGCUAUCACAGUGUGAUCAGUCCCUCAGAUGGAAAGAUUCUGAACUUUGGACAAGUGAAAAACUGCGAAGUGGAGCAGGUGAAGGGUGUCACCUACUCGCUGGAGUCCUUCCUGGGGCCGUGCACCAGCACAGAAGACAUGCAGUUUAGCCAAACCUCAUCCCGCAACUCAUUCCAGAACCAGCUAGUCACAAAGGAGGGGAACGAGCUCUACCACUGUGUCAUCUACCUGGCGCCUGGGGACUAUCACUGCUUCCACUCACCCACUGACUGGAGAGUGUCGCACAGACGCCACUUCCCAGGCUCCCUGAUGUCUGUGAAUCCUGGUGUUGCCCGCUGGAUCAAGGAACUCUUCUGCCACAAUGAGCGGGUUGUACUUACUGGUGAUUGGAAACAUGGCUUUUUCUCCCUAACAGCAGUAGGAGCCACAAAUGUUGGCUCCAUCCGCGUCUACUUCGACAGGGAUUUGCGUACUAACAGCCCCUCUUACUCCAAAGGCUCUUACAAUGACUUCAGCUUCAUAACCAACAAUAACAAGGAGGGCAUCCCCAUGAGGAAAGGAGAACAUUUAGGGGAGUUUAACCUGGGCUCGACCAUUGUUCUGAUCUUUGAGGCACCCAAGGACUUCAACUUCCAUCUCAAACCUGGACAGAAAAUCCGCUUUGGAGAGGCUCUGGGGUCCCUUUAGAAACUACAAGAGGAUUUUGUAUACAAAGGAACUCAAACUUCCAAGAAAAAUGUUUCACUAAUGGAAACUAUCACUCAGCAGGACCUGGGUGAGGAAAAUAUUAAAACAACACUGCUGUGUAAAACUGGGGUAGGAGUAUUUGCCCUAUAGCACGUACCUAUGCUGAGAGCAGUAAAAUAACCAGCUGAUCCAUAUACAUAUCAGGUACAGGUGCCUGUUGACCAGGGUGGUUUCUAUCCUAUCUUGUGCCUACAGUCUCUAACACUCUCCUCUUCCAUGUGUUGCAAACUAGUUACAUUCAUACAGAGCCUGUAGGUCCUUAUCAGGGACGGGAGAAGGCAGAGAGGAUUAGCUACCUUUAAAGGGACACUGAUAGGUUGACCUAGACCCAAGGUUUCACUUCUGUAAAAUGUGGUUUUCAAACUUGCAGUCCCCAGAAGUCUCUAAUGCAAACACGACAUCGAAGUAUGGAAGCCAGGAAGUCAAAUUGCCUAGUCUUACUUUCAUUGUCCAACCUAGGUGAAAUGCACAAUGUACAUUAAUGGCAUCAGUGCUGAAACCAGUAAAUUAGACUCAAAUUCUGUUUAAUAACAUACUGGUAACAGGUAUGGAAACUAAUUUUUAAAUGCCUUUUAACCUGUUAUUGUCCCUUUAAAACUGGACUUUGCACUGUAUUUUAAACCUGAAAACACUGUGUCUACAUUCCAUGUGGUUGAACUUGUCAUCUUUUUGGAAAAAAGUGUAUUUUUUUAGCUUGUAGCAGUCAGACUGUUGCAUAUUCUUCUCCCAAUCCAUAGUUUUAUUUUUGCCAUUCCAGGCCUUAAGGAUUUCUUGUUUAUAUGAGUGGUAAUUACUCUCCUCAGUCACCCAAAAACUACUGCGAGAUUAAUCUUGUGACAUAAAACAGUAACAAGUGGUUUGGGGUCUGCUCCCUUCUGUAUUGAUGGGAACUCCCCCAUGCAAUGAGGAGAACUUCUCCGUUGCAGGGGGGAUGCAGCCAAAGGAUGUUUCCCCUUCUGCUGUACAGAUGCUGCUGCUUAUUGUGUUGUGUCAUAACCUUCAGGGUCUAACACUGAGAUCUUGAUGUGGGAAUUUCUCUCUGUACAAAACAAUUUUAAAUACAUCAGGGCUUAUAGUUUAGUGCACGGAGUGAAAUGCCAUGGGCACUGACUGUGUAUUAAAAACUAUUAUGGACCUUGGGGGCAAUCCAAGCUUGCUCCCCAUGUGCACUAACUUGCUUUUCUAUCCUUCAGUGGACUUACAAAUAUUUGUUUAACUUACCAAAAAAAGCCAAACUUCCGUUUUUCUUUUGCACUCAUUGCUGACAGAGAGAAGCUGGGGCUGAGUGCUCUGCAGAUUCAUCCUGCAGCAACUUUAGGCUGUGUUAAUUCAUGCGAAGAAGGGUUAGAUGGAAAUAGUAACAACCUCCUUCAUUAAUGUAUGGAACAUGACACUAAGAAUAGGAGUUUUAAGCUUCACGUUACCAGUAAUGAGAUUAACUGGUGCCAAAAGGGUUGAGAGCAACUCACUUCUCCUGCAAUGUAUUGCGUGUUCUUACUGAAUAAAUUCUAUUUUGAGCCAA
This is a messenger RNA of Gopherus evgoodei (Goodes thornscrub tortoise), 7339 nucleotides long. It is a transcript of the gene PISD, whose product is annotated as phosphatidylserine decarboxylase. Gene Ontology annotation, cellular component: mitochondrion. Bases 4492 to 5757 code for a protein of 421 amino acids. Gene Ontology annotation, molecular function: phosphatidylserine decarboxylase activity. Gene Ontology annotation, biological process: phosphatidylethanolamine biosynthetic process. The record is from RefSeq and is a predicted model, not a curated record. The transcript is spliced from 7 exons. NCBI's taxonomy places the organism in Eukaryota, Metazoa, Chordata, Testudines, Testudinidae.